CCUUCUCUCCCAUUGUAACCUAACCUUACGGAGUACUACCAAUACUACUCACGUACUCCCUCUGUCCCAGAAUACUAGUCACCCUGAAAAAUUUCAGACAAAUUAGUGGGGAAGUAAAAUGACCAUGCAACCCCUGCCGGUUGAGCGAAUCCCGCGCGCCCCGCAAUCAACCAGCCGAGAUACUGCAUGGCUGCAUGCAGCCGCCGGGAGCUGUAUUUUAUUUUGGCGCCAUCAACUGCACACUUUUAAUUAGCGCCAUGCGUGUGCAUGUGGAUCUGUUGCAGCACGAAUUGAAAAAACAAGCCGGUUCAAUUGUUUCACCCGGUGCCAAAAAUUUAAUUUUUUUAGCCAAAGUUUUACCCGGCGCUAGAACUGCACGCGUGGCCUAUAAAUCUAAUACAUCCGGCGGCGGCGUGUUCCAUUUGGCUUGUUCCAUUUCUUUCAGUCACAUCGGCAUGCAUCCUUUCGACCUGAACUUGCAUCCUUUCGACCUGAACUUUGUUGGUGCCGAGGAAGAAGAAGAAUUUAUCCCAGGAAGCAAUGAGCAUAUCAUUUUUGAACAAGAUGACCAUCAUCUACCAGCACAUCAAGAAUCUGUUUAUGGGUUCCAAGAUCUGGAGGAUGAUAUCCAGGACUAUUGUGUGUAUUUUGAACAAAUUGAUAUAGAAUUUGAUCAAGAAGAAUUGCCAGUCUCAAAGGAAAAAUUCCAUGAGAACCAUCCAUAUCAGAGAAAUAGGAUCAAAGAUUUAACAGAUAGAGAAAGUCAAGACAUAUACGAAGCUUUGCUUGAGGUAAGCAACAACGGAAAAUUAAAAAAGAACAGCACAUCUGUGAUUGCUUAUAGGUUCAACGUCAGUAGGCGUACAGUUCAACGUGUAUGGCAAAGGGCCAUGGAAUGCCGUGCAAUUGGAGUGCCAGUUGAUGUUAGGUCCAAGAAACCAAAUAACUCUAGUAGGAAAAGGAUGAGUGUGGAACUGUCAGAGGUUGCUAGAAUUCCAUUACAUAAGAGGACCACUAUUAGGUCCUUAGCAGAAGAACUGGGCAUUAAGAAAAGCACAUUGCAUAGAUGGUUUAGAGAAGGAGAGCUAAGACGGCACUCUAGCUCGCUCAAACCUUUUUUGAAGGAAGCAAACAAGAUUGCGAGGUUGAGGUGGUGUCUCUCUAUGUUAGACCAGCAUACUUUGCCCAAUGAUCCAAAAUUCAUUGAAAUGGAAUAUAUUAUCCAUUCAGAUGAGAAGUGGUUCAAUGCUUCAAAGAAGAGGGAGACAUAUUACUUGCUACCUGAUGAAGAAGACCCACAUAGGACAGUGCAAAACAAGAAUUCAAUUGAGAAGGUUAUGCUUUAUUCAGGAGUUGCUAAGCCUAGGUUUGAUGCAUCUGGUAAUUGUACUUUCGGUGGCAAACUCGGCAUUUGGCCUUUUGUAAGAAAGGAACCAGCAAAAAGGAGAAGUGGCAAUAGACCAAGAGGGACACUUGUGACCAAGACCAUGAAGGUGGGUAGAGACACUAUGAGAUCUUAUAUGAUUACUAAAUUACUACCAGCUAUUAAAGCUAAAUGGCCUAAAGAGGAUGCAAAUAAGACCAUAUGGAUUCAACAAGAUAAUGCACCGUCGCAUGUACCACCCAAUGAUGAACAGUUUGCUGCUGCAGUUAGUGAAUCAGCCUCCAAAUUCCCCAGAUAUGAACUGCCUAGAUCUAGGCUUCUUUGCAUCUCUUCAAUCAAUGACAGAUAGGAGGGUAUCUAGGAAUAUUGAUGAGCUCAUAUAGAAUGUGCAGUUAGAAUUUGAUGAACAUAGGCCAGAAAU
Molecule: messenger RNA, 1805 nt
Organism: Panicum virgatum (switchgrass)
Lineage: Eukaryota; Viridiplantae; Streptophyta; Magnoliopsida; Poales; Poaceae
Exons: 4
Coding region: 195-1733 (512 amino acids)
Molecular function (GO): nucleic acid binding
Source: RefSeq, a predicted model, not a curated record